UCUGCUGUUAAUUCCGGUUUUCCCGCUUCCUGCAGCCAUUUUCCGUUCCCUAUAAAUUUAGCAUUUUGGACUCCAUUUCCUCUCCCAGACAGAAGGCCUUGCUUAUGCUGUGUCAGUCUGCUCAAAUUAUUCUCUAGGAUCCCAGCCCAGGUUCUUUUCACAUAUAUGUUUACUUAUGGAUCCUCAAUUUACCAAGUUGCCUGACUCUAAAAAUACAAUCCAGCAGCAAGAUGAGUUCCCUUUUUCCAGUAGCCUUCAGCAAUCUCAAGAUAUUCCUUGCAAGUACUCAGAUGACCCAUUAGCUGCUCUGGAAUUCACGGGUGACCCAUUGAGUACAUCCAGUUGCAACCAUUCAUACUUUUCUCCACCUGUAGAGUUGGACUCACAAGAAGAUCAUCACACUAAUCCUGUUUUCAAGUUCCUCAACCAGAUACUGUUGGAAGAGAACAUCAGUGAGAAGCCCAGUAUGUUCCAUGACCCAAUUGCUCUUGAAGCUACUGAGAAGUACUUCUACGAAGCCCUUGAUAAAAAUCCUCCUUCUCAUGAAUCCCACAUUAGCCAUAAAAGUACACAAAGCUCGGACAGCAUGUAUGACAACUCAAGUGAACCACCUCCGUGGACUGGUGAUCCUAUACAAUCAUCGUUUAUGAUUCCUCCUCCUGAACUUCCUUUCCAUUCCUCUUUUCCGAUUACCUCCUCUGAGAGUUCAAAUGCUUCUUCAAAUAAUUAUGAGAGUAGUACGAAAAUCCAAGUGCACUCUAUGUUAAAUUAUGGUGAGCUUGGAAAUAUAUUUAGUGACACAGAAGCCAAGCUGCAGUUCAAGAGAGGAGUGGAGGAAGCGAGUACAAUCCUCCCAGCUACUAAUCAAUUGGUUAUAGAUUUGGUUAAAGACUCAUUGCCUCUUGAGGAAGACGAGCUUGAGAAAGAGAGAAGCAACAAGCAAUCUGCAGUUUAUGUGGAAGAGGAGUUAACAAAGAUGUUUGAUAAAGUUUUGCUGCUUGAUCCUGACGAAUGUCGCAGGAAUGUGGCUGAAUUUGGUCACGGCCUGCCAUAUGAUGUGCUGAAUGAUGAGGGUAUACCACACAAUGGUGGUAAAAGGCGCACAAAGAAGAAGAAGCAGGGAAAUACAAGUGAAGUUGUAGACCUUAUAACUCUUCUAACCAACUGUUCACAAUCAGUUGCUGCUGAUGAUCGCAAGUCUGCAAAUGAACAACUGACACAGAUCCGAAAGCACUGUUCAGUUAAAGGUGAUGUGAACCAAAGGCUGGCAUAUGUAAUGGCAAAUGGUCUUGAGGCACGUUUGUCUGGCUUGGGGACCCAGCUCUAUACAUCCCAAGUCCCCAAAAAGAUCACAGCUUUUGAGAAGCUGAGUGCAUACAAGGUUUACAUGUCAGCAUGCCCUUUUGAGGAGAUGUCAAUAGGCUUUGGAAAUAAAAUGAUUUUCAUGAUGUCAUUGGAAGCUCAAGUUCUACAUGUCAUAGAUUUUGGCAUUGAGUUUGGUUUCCAAUGGCCUUCUCUUAUCCAACAUCUAGCAAUCCGGCCCGGCGGGCCUCCUAAACUUCGCAUUACUGGAAUCGAGCUUCCUGAACCAGGUUCUCGGCCAGCGGAACUGAUAGAAGAGACUGGCCGCCGUCUGGGAAUAUAUUGUGAGCGAUUCCACGUGCCAUUUGAGUACAAUGCAAUAGCAACUCAGAAUUGGGAGACACUUAAAGUUGAAGACUUGAAGCUCGUUAGAGGUGAAAUGGUUGCUGUGAAGUGCUCAUAUAGGUUACAAAACCUGCUUGAUGUAACAGUAAUGGGUGACAGUCCUCGUGAUGCAGUACUCAAGCUAAUCCGUGAACUGAACCCAAGUGUUUUUGUGCACAGUGUUGUUAGUGGGUCUUAUAGUGCUCCGUUCUUUGUCACCCGGUUCCGAGAAGCUCUCUUCUAUUACUCUGCAGUUUUUGAUAUGUUUGAGAAUACAUUACCCCGUGACGAUGAGGAGAGGUUUCUCUUUGAGCAAGAAAUCUAUGGGCGCGAGUCACUGAAUGUGAUUGCAUGUGAGGGGGAAGAGAGGAUCGUAAGGCCUGAAACUUACAAGAAGUGGCAAGUGAGGACUAUGAGGGCUGGGUUCAAACUUCUUCCAGUGAUGCCAGGGAUAAUGAUCAAAAUCGGAAAAAAGUUGAAAGCAGGGUACCACGAAAACUUUAUGUUGGAGGAAGAUGGUCAUUGGAUGUUGCAGGGGUGGAAGGGGCGGAUUCUAUGUGCAAGUUCAUGCUGGGUACCUAGUUAGCUCUUCCACAUAAACAAGCAAAGCUAGGUGUUAAUAUUGAUCAGCCUUCCGUUGCUUUUUGACCUUGAACCGGCAGGGAUGGCCUGAUCGAUCUGUAUAUGUAAGCACUUAAGUCAUUAUUGAUCUGUUGUUAGUCUCUAACUCUUUGUUUGAGCAAUUAUACAGUCUUCACUCCAUAAUCUUAAUUCUCAAUUCUAGAGUUUGUUUUAUUACAAGAAGACUGCAUUUUUCCCAUGUUUGAUUUUUAUGAAGUUGCAGUGAUGGGAUAAGUA
Molecule: messenger RNA, 2544 nt
Organism: Cuscuta epithymum
Lineage: Eukaryota; Viridiplantae; Streptophyta; Magnoliopsida; Solanales; Convolvulaceae
Source: the annotation of a GenBank genome assembly